CCCCCCCCCCCCCUGUAUCUUUGAGAUCCGAUCAAACCAUGGCCGCAGAAUCAAGCAACCCUCAGUCAGUCUACGACUUCACUGUUAAGGAUCCUAAAGGAAAUGAUGUUAACCUUGGUGAUUACAAGGGCAAGGUCUUGCUGAUUGUCAAUGUUGCAUCAGAAUGUGGGCUGACAAACUCAAAUUACACCGAGUUGAACCAGAUAUAUCAGAGCUACAAGGAUAAAGGUUUGGAGAUUCUUGCAUUUCCAUGCAACCAGUUUGGCUCACAAGAGCCUGGCACCAAUGAAGAUAUCUUGCAGAGGGCUUGUACUCGCUUCAAGGCUGAAUUUCCCAUUUUUGAAAAGGUUGACGUAAAUGGAUCCAACGCUGCUCCACUAUACAAGUUCUUGAAGGCUAGCAAAGGUGGACUUUUUGGCGAUAGUAUCAAGUGGAAUUUCUCCAAGUUCCUUGUUGACAAAGAUGGAAAGGUUGUUGAUCGCUAUGCUCCCACCACAUCUCCGUUAAACAUAGAGAAGGACAUAAAGAAACUGCUGGGGAUAUCUUAAGCUUUCUUGCCGCUAUCUGAUCCUAUGCUACUAUUAUUUACAUCAUGAAUAAAUGCAGAUUUGAAGCUGCUAUGCUGUGUGUACUUUUGUUAUGAAUAAGCAAACAUAGACUGUCUCAUGCUGUCUGAAAUCUAGUAAUGUCGUUCUGUGUGUUGAUGUAACAAAGCAAUGUUGUAUGAAGCUAGUUGUGCUUAUUGUCUAUUUAAAAAUAGAUUUACAAUGUUCUUUUGAAAUUACUCAAGCUUUUGUUGUAAAUUCAAAGGCCUCAUAUUUGAUGCUGAUGCACUUCAAUGAAUUAUAUAUCAUGCCAA
Messenger RNA from Ipomoea triloba (trilobed morning glory), 859 nucleotides. RefSeq names its product probable phospholipid hydroperoxide glutathione peroxidase. The record is from RefSeq and is a predicted model, not a curated record. The coding region runs from base 39 to 548 and encodes 169 amino acids. The transcript has 6 exons. NCBI's taxonomy places the organism in Eukaryota, Viridiplantae, Streptophyta, Magnoliopsida, Solanales, Convolvulaceae. Gene Ontology annotation, cellular component: cytosol. Gene Ontology annotation, biological process: response to oxidative stress. Gene Ontology annotation, molecular function: glutathione peroxidase activity.